Molecule: messenger RNA, 621 nt
Organism: Cotesia glomerata
Lineage: Eukaryota; Metazoa; Arthropoda; Insecta; Hymenoptera; Braconidae
Exons: 2
Coding region: 112-462 (116 amino acids)
Source: RefSeq, a predicted model, not a curated record
UUAAUGGAUCACUCAUCUUACUAUCAUAAUCAUACAGUUUUCAUUACUCGAAGAUAAAAGUUCUCUCAUUUGCUCUUUAAUCUACGAACUUUAUUUUACAUAACCCGCAAAAUGGCAUUGUUUCGGCGAUCACAACUAAUAAUUUUACUAUGUUUUUUGUAUGUUUGUCAUAUCAAUGUGAAGGCUAGCGACUCGUCAGUUUCAAAUGAAGAGUUAUCAUCAUCAUCAUCACCAAAAACAACAGAAUCUUCCGAUAACUCUGGCAGUUCGGAGUCUUCAGAAUCUGGCGAAACAGGUGUUAAAAAUAUUUCAAAUAAUACGAAAGUCGAUUCAUUGGAUCUUAGUAAUAUUCCAGAAGAAGGACGAGAAGUCAUUGGCUUGCCACGUCGUAUGAAACACAGACAAGGAUGCCCAUCUGGAGAAGUUAUGGAUGAACACGGGCAGUGUCGAGAACUGAUAUGAUACGCCUAAGUAAUUGUUUGAAGGAUGUCAAGUUAGUAAUGAAAUGGAUGGAUAUAGAGUCAGUUAAAUCUUGCAAACUUUAAAUUGUGACAUUUAAACAAUAAAUAAAAAUCAAUGAUUGCUACAGUAGUAAUUUUGAAUUAUCAUAUUAAAAAUGAA